Molecule: messenger RNA, 1230 nt
Organism: Triticum dicoccoides
Lineage: Eukaryota; Viridiplantae; Streptophyta; Magnoliopsida; Poales; Poaceae
Exons: 4
Coding region: 47-919 (290 amino acids)
Source: RefSeq, a predicted model, not a curated record
GAAAAAAGUAGUGAGACCGAAAAGUGGGUGAUGGCAGCUCGCGAGCAUGGCGUCGUCGUCGUCGUCGGCGGCGGCGGCUGCGACCCCUUCCAGCGGAGCUGCGAUGGAAGCCGACGGGCUCGAGUUCUUGCUGGAUCCAGUAGACCGGUUCCCGCCUAGGGAAGAAUUCGCGGAAAGGUUUGAGCACCCAUAUCCUGUGCCACUGGCGUUACUGUCGCCACGCGAGGAGGCGCCUGCUUUGCCGGCGGAUUCCAAUUUGCGGCUCCGGCUGUGCGCAGCGGGUAGGGAGCUGCAGCCCUGGGCGGUCUGCAGGCGAGUGCUGCCGGAGGAAGAAUGCCUCGCCGACCCAAUCUGCGAAAUCCACUGGGAAGGUGAAUCCCGAAGCCCCCUGAUGGACGAAGAGAGGUUGUGCUUCUGUAGUGCACUACCAGACCAGAUGCCGCGUGCCUCGCGGAUGAGUGCGCUUGAACAAUCUAUCCACAAAUUUGCAGAAGAACCUACAAAAAGUGCGGUGAAACCAGAUCUUGGGUUGAGUUUUUACUUGUUGGGUGACGCGUAUGACUUACAAUUUGUAUUCUUGGGAGGUUGGCUUCGGCAUACGGUAUGGGGAGAGCAGGCUGAACGACGAGCGGACAAAGUCGAUGCACGAGAUAAUUUGUGGCUCAGUGGCUGUUCGGGGAAGCCUGAGGCGGAGAACGGCCGGUCGUGUAGGUGUAAAUGCCCUGUGUUGAUUAGGCUGUUGAGGGCAUCCGACAACAAGUUGUACAUAACUGAGUACAGCGAGAAUCACAACCGCUCUUUGUCAUUGACAAUGGUCGAGAAGGUUCACUGGCCGUCACACAACACACAUAGAUGUUUACGCAAAGGAUCCUAUAAAACAGUUGCAGGAAAAUAUUGUGAACCUUGGGAAAGUGUAUAGCAUCAUCGGAAGUUUCUUCAGGUCGUGAACUGGCAGACGAUGACGUGUGGAAAACUUUGGAGGUUUUCGCCGACAUUGUGGCUGGAGACCCUGAUUUCACGUAGUUCUUGUGGAUAGCGGGAGCAGGAGUGAGAAUUUGAUGUGGAUAAACGGUAGCAGCCUGAUGCAGUACAAGUUCUUUAGGAAUGGCAUCACUUUUGAUACGACGUAUAGGAUGAAUCUAUAUGACAUGCCGUUUGGUCUUUUUGUUGGGGGUUAACAACCACUUCUUGAGCAUUAUAUUGGCUGGUGUGUUGGUGAGGGACGAUCAA